Arabidopsis arenosa is the source of this 742-nucleotide messenger RNA. The record is from the annotation of a GenBank genome assembly. Lineage: Eukaryota; Viridiplantae; Streptophyta; Magnoliopsida; Brassicales; Brassicaceae.
AACGUUACGAAGAGACGGUACCAUUUGGCUCCUUUAUUUAUAACUUGUUUGUCAUGCGUUGCGACAUGCGAUGAGAAGAGAGCCAAAUCACAACGCUUCAUCGGAUUUGCCUUAAACAUUUUCUGGUUUAUGUAUGUAUAAUCUUCGGUGAUCGAAGUGUUUCUUUUUCUCUAUUCUGCUCUCACUUCAAAGAUCUGAUUGAUUUGUUCCAUAUCUUUCCAAGUAACCUCUCAAAUUGUUGAUCUUUUGUUUAUUCCGGCAGCAAUGGAGCGGACUCCUGAUGAAGUAGACGUUCCAAGGCCUCGAAGGCAUGGAGAAGAAAGGGAUGUUAUAGCUGAAUGUAGAGCAUACUUUAAGGAAGUGAAAGAUACGUUUCAUGACCAAAGGGAAAAAUAUGAUAUGUUCAUUAGGGUUAUGUCAGAUAUGAGGGCACGAAGGAUUCGUCAUUAUACUGCGUUUGCUCGAUUGAAGGAGUUGUUUAAGGGGCACAACGAAUUAAUUAUCGGAUUUAACACCUUUUUGCCACCUGGAUACAAGAUAACUCUUGAUGAUGACAUAGAAGACUCUUUUAUCUCCACCGCAAGAAACUAUUGAAAUUUCUUGUCAUAGUUUUUUUACUCAAGUGAUACGAUCAAAAUCUCUAAAUUAAUCACUCUGUUCGGUUCUUGAUGGUUUUUCGAGUAUGUUUGCUUUGCCAUGCAUGUGGAAACAUUUCACUAUACAAUAAAGUUUGACCUUUUUC